Molecule: messenger RNA, 657 nt
Organism: Hypomesus transpacificus
Lineage: Eukaryota; Metazoa; Chordata; Actinopteri; Osmeriformes; Osmeridae
Product: otoraplin-like
Exons: 4
Coding region: 112-510 (132 amino acids)
Biological process (GO): cartilage condensation
Molecular function (GO): protein binding
Source: RefSeq, a predicted model, not a curated record
UCUGCCCCAUUUUUUUUUAUUGAGAAGAUAAUUUUACAGCAGUACUUUCACAUACAUUCUCACGCGUACUCUUACAUUCAGUUUCUCUAUCUGUCUGUCUCUCCUUCCAAUAUGUACCUUACAGUUUCUCUCACUCUUCUGGUCCUCUAUUUGGGACCAUUGGAUCAGACCACAAGUUAUGUUCUCUCGGAGAAACUGGCAGACAGUAAACUCUGUGCAGAGAAGGAGUGUUCAUAUGCUCUGUCCAUGGCCUUGGCUUUAGAUGACUUCACAGCUCCUGACUGCAGAUUCAUCAAUAUUAAGAAGGGGCAGAUGAUCUAUGUGUACUCAAAAUUAACACCAGCAGAGGGUGCUGGAGUCUUCUGGUCGGGCAGUGUUUACAGUGAGCGUUAUGUUGACCAGAUGGGAAUCAUUGGCUACUUCCCCAGCAACCUGGUAAACGAGACGUACAUAUUCCAGAGGGACACGGUACAGAUCCCCACCAGUGUCAUGGACUUCCAUUGUGUUUGAACUUGCACAGACAUGUGUCAGCUAUUGCAAACAAGAACGGGUAGAGAAACCGAAAUUAUUCAAGAUGUUAUUUUCUACCGAUAAUAUUUAGAUUUGUGUACUGAAAUUACAAACCUUUUUAAUAAAACAUUAUUUUUAUUCCAUGCA